Owenia fusiformis is the source of this 819-nucleotide messenger RNA. Lineage: Eukaryota; Metazoa; Annelida; Polychaeta; Sabellida; Oweniidae. The record is from the annotation of a GenBank genome assembly.
GGAUAAUCUGUCAAAUUUGGAUGAUUCAUACAACAAUAUCAUCGUUUUAGAUGACUUGAUGGAUCUAGCGAAGGAUUCCACCAUUGUAUCUAAGCUAUUUACUCAAGGAAGACAUAGAAAUACCAGUGUUAUCCUCCUGCUUCAAAAUGCUUUUCCUAAGGGAAAGUGCAACACGGAAAUAUCCAGAAAUGCUCAGUAUGUGCUAUGGAAAUGUCCCUCAGACAGGAGACAAAUUGGUAUGCUGGCAGACAGAAUAUUUGAGAAAAAUAAGGACAGAUUUAUGGAGGUGUAUAAUAAGGUUACAGCAAAGCCAUAUCAAUAUGUGCUGGUAGAUUGUAAGCCAGAUACUCAUUCAAGUAAACAGUUGAUCGCCGACGUGUUUGGAGCAUGUAUAUAUUUUCCGAAUAUUUAUACAUCUGUCACUGCUACGAACCGCAGAAAAGUGAUUGAGGGGCGAGAACCUCUUGCACAGUCUAGUUUAACACACAUCAAUUCAAGUAUAAAUGACAUACUGAGAGAUACAGAAGAGGAAGGUCCGAUAGUUAUACAUCUAUCUAGCCAGGAAUGGUCUCAGGUGAUCACACAAUUCAAAAUGGCGGAUGGUAGCUACAAUGUCGAUCCUGGAUGGAAAAUAUGGAGGAUUUAUCUUUCUCAACACAACCGUGACACUCAUAGUAUACCAGUGUUGUUGAAAGGUUAUGGACCACAUUCUGAAACAAAAUUGUAUCACGUCGAUUUGGAUUGGCUAAAAUAUUCUUGUCACACUGUGAAACAUUUAUUGUGAAUAUAAUUUAUCAUAGGCAAAUGAUUUAUUCUGUG